Molecule: messenger RNA, 1603 nt
Organism: Suillus paluster
Lineage: Eukaryota; Fungi; Basidiomycota; Agaricomycetes; Boletales; Suillaceae
Product: major facilitator superfamily domain-containing protein
Exons: 16
Coding region: 1-1404 (467 amino acids)
Biological process (GO): transmembrane transport
Molecular function (GO): transmembrane transporter activity
Source: RefSeq, a predicted model, not a curated record
AUGGCGCCUCCUGCAGGAACUACUGGAGCCCAACUCGGACGAAAGCAAUGGGCCUUUGCAUUCGCUCUGGUGACAUCGCUAUUCUUUACUUGGGGUUUUGCCUAUGGCCUUCUUGAUGUGCUCAACGCGCACUUUCAGACCGUAUUCGGUAUCACCAAGUUACAGAGCACGCUCCUACAACUGGCAUACUUCGGUGCCUAUUUCGUGUGGGCACCAUUCGCGGGCGCAUUUAUGCGACGGGUAGGAUACAAGAAAGGCAUCCACAUUGGCCUUGGCCUAUACUCGAUUGGUGCCAUAUUCUUCUGGCCAUCCGCGAAAUUUGAGAAGUAUGGAGGGUUCGUCGGGAGCACAUUCGUAAUUGGUUGCGGUCUCUCAACACUUGAGGUCGCUGCCAACUCCUAUAUAUCUGUGCUUGGCACGCCUCAAUAUGCUGCGGCCCGUUUGAACUUCAGUCAAGGGUUUCAAGGCGUGGCAUCCUUUGCUGGACCUUUGAUCGCUUCACGCUGGUUUUUCACUGGUGCUAAUGCGACCAGCCUGGGCACUGUGCAAUGGGUUUAUCUUGCAGUUGCUGGCCUCGGCAUAGCACUUAAUAUACUAUUUUUCUUUUGUGACCUGCCCGAAAUUACAGAAGACGCUUUAGCUGAAGAAAUAAACGAGGUAGGCAUCACCGAUGGCCAAGGACCUUUCUGGAAGCAAUAUCGCUGUGUCUUCGGGUUUGUUGCCCAGACUGCAUAUGUCGGCGCACAAGUUACCGUCGCCUCUUUCGCUGUCAACUUCCUUGUUGACCAAGGAGUUGGUAUCGACCAGUCAAAGGCUAGUCAGCUUUUCUCGUUCUGCCAGAUCACCUUCACUGUGGGGCGGUUUGUUGGUGUAGCGAUACUCAACUUUAUUGACCCCGCCUUAUUGCUAUCACUCUACGGCUUUUUUUGUUCACUGUUCUGCCUCCUGGUUUCCCAGUUACCUGGGUAUGGUGGUAUCGGAUGUCUGUUCUGUCUCUUUUUCUUCGAGUCCAUCUGCUAUCCCUGUAUAUUCACCCUAGGUACCAAGAACCUCGGAGUGCACACCAAGCGGGGCUCCGGUCUUAUUGUUAUGGGUGUUGGGGGAGGGGCUUGGUACCCACCUGCACAAGGUGCCCUUGCCGACAAAACAUACACCCGCCACUCGUAUCUUGUCCCGAUGUCGGGGUACAUCGCCAUGACCAUUUAUGCUGUCGGCCUUGUUGUUGACCAAGCGAGAAAGAACGGAUUCUCGACCCGCAACCGCGAUCAGCUCACCGCCAACUUGAACCAUCAUGCCACCCCUGCUAAUUUCUCUGUAACCGACUCGCUUCCCGGUGAUGCGAAAGGGCGCCCCAGCAGCGAAAAGAAGGCUUCCAGUGACGAACUAGCCGCUGCGGUAGCAUGAGCCAAUGUCUCGAUUACAUUUACAACAGAGGAACAGUAGUAUAGCAUGACCUCCCCGAUUAGUAUGUGCACGAAUCCUUAUGUACUGAGAGAACUUGGAAAGAGAGGGUAAGAGUCUAAGGCGGAGAUGUUGUGAAAGGAAGUACAUGUACCUUAUUAGGUCAGCAAUGGUGUUCGUCAAAUUCGUUUUGUGCUGCUGG